Molecule: messenger RNA, 1160 nt
Organism: Strongylus vulgaris
Lineage: Eukaryota; Metazoa; Nematoda; Chromadorea; Rhabditida; Strongylidae
Source: the annotation of a GenBank genome assembly
AUGACAGGACUCAUCUACAAUAGACCGAAAGAACCUCUACAGUUUCUGGAGUCUGCAAUUGCUCAGAUUCGUGCCAACCCAGAGGAGGAAGUAUCAUGGGACAUGUUCAUUGACAAAGGCGAUGAUAACCCUACAAAAGGCAAAAAGACAAAAACUAAGGAAAAGAAAAAAGAAGAGAAACCGGCUACAGUGAAAACCGCGGAGCCACAGUCUCGUACACCAAUCAUGGGUAGGGCUCAGAGAUCGCCUUCUGUGAUGAAAGCAGCAGAAGUUGCUCAGAUCCCUCAUGUGCCAAUUAUUCUGUUCAUCGGUGGACCUGGAGGGGGUAAAACACGCCAUGCCGCUCGAGUCGCCAAUGCAUUAGCUGAUCAGGGUCUCAUCCAUAUUUGCAUGCCAGAUAUUAUAAGAGCAGCGCUUGCAAAGUACAAGGACCACUAUUCAGAAUGGAAGACUGCUAACGACCACUACCUAAGAGGCGAACUGAUUCCAAACCAUCUGGCAUUGGCACUAGUAAAAGCCGAAAUGGGACGUCAUCCAGAAGCGGCCGCAUUUUUCCUGGAAGGCUUCCCAAGAGAAGCUCGACAAGUCGAGGAUUUCGAAAGAGAGGUGAAAUCUGUGAACAUGGCUCUAAUCCUUGACUAUGAUGAGAAGACACUAAGGGAACACAUGGAAAAAAGAGGACUGGGUAUGGAAAUCAUCGAUCAGCGGAUAAAGGAGUUCAAGCAGAAGACUCUUCCAUCUGCAAAGUAUUUUGACGAUCAACACUUACUUCAUUUGAUUCCUGGAGAGAAAGACGACCAUACUAUAUUUGAAAGGAUGAGGGAUCUCGUUAUCAAAGCAAUGAGCACUGGCGUACCUAUUCUCAAUACUCAACCUUCUCCAGUCCCUACUCGAGCAGGAACUGUUGAAACGGUCAUGCAAAGUGAGCCUGGCACAGUCAGGCUUCCACCGGCUGUCGUUUCUCCGGAUCUGAUUCGUGCAUCUGAAGCUGCCGAACCAGAUGUUCAAGGAUCCCCGGAACAAGCUGUUCUGAGCCAAGAUGUUUUGAGUCAAGAAGCCGUACAAGCUCACACCGAAGUAGUCGUGAAUAACAGUGAGUCUAUCUCAUACAAUCAAAAGAUUUUAGCUGAGAUUCGCGCACCCUUUCACUUCUCAUAAAA